Messenger RNA from Drosophila takahashii, 797 nucleotides. Its product is annotated as seminal metalloprotease 1. The record is from RefSeq and is a predicted model, not a curated record. Gene Ontology annotation, biological process: proteolysis. NCBI's taxonomy places the organism in Eukaryota, Metazoa, Arthropoda, Insecta, Diptera, Drosophilidae. Gene Ontology annotation, molecular function: metalloendopeptidase activity; zinc ion binding.
AUGAUUGGCGCUUGGUUUCGGUUGUUCCUGCUGGGCACUCUGUGCUCUGUGGCUUUGCCAGCUCCCUACAGCAAUCACUAUGAGGAAACGGAUCCAGAGCUGACUGCAGGAUAUUUCCAGGGUGACAUGGAUGUAGACUUCGACCGGAACGGAGAGCUGUCCGAGGAACUUCGCUGGCCGAAUGCCACAGUACCCUACAGGAUCUCCGAGGAGUUUGAUGCUCCCUAUGUGGAAUACAUUAAGCUUGGCAUGCAAUUCAUAGAGCAUUACUCUUGUAUUCGCUAUGUGCCCGCUGCUGAGGACGAGGAAACCUAUGUUAUGGUGCUGCCCUCCACCUCGGGAUGUAGCUCAAAAGUGGGUUACAAGCCAGGUGAAAGAACCGUUAAACUGAAACCUGGCCCACUGGACACUGGCUGCUUCAAACUUGGUACCAUCCAACAUGAACUGCUACACAAUUUGGGCUUCCACCAUCAGCAGUGCUCGCCGGAUCGAGAUGAAUACGUGAAGAUCGUAGAGGAGAACAUCUCCGAGGGCCACGAGAAGAACUUUGUCAAGUACGAAGAAGACGUAGUGGGGAGUUUCGAUCAGCCCUACGAUUAUGGGAGCAUUUUGCACUACAGUUCCUUGGCUUUUUCGAUCAAUGGUGAGGAGACGAUUAUUGCUCUGAAACCAGAGGGUCAGGCGAUGAUGGGUCAGCGAUUGAAGAUGAGUGAGAUCGAUAUCAAACGUCUCAAUACCAUGUACAAGUGUCCCAUUCAAUUGUAAAACUUGCAAUAAAUGUAAAAUAAACGUUAAAA